Labeo rohita (rohu) is the source of this 5182-nucleotide messenger RNA. It is a transcript of the gene nek3, whose product is annotated as NIMA related kinase 3. The record is from RefSeq and is a predicted model, not a curated record. The transcript has 14 exons. Lineage: Eukaryota; Metazoa; Chordata; Actinopteri; Cypriniformes; Cyprinidae. The coding region runs from base 291 to 1658 and encodes 455 amino acids. Gene Ontology annotation, molecular function: ATP binding; protein kinase activity. Gene Ontology annotation, biological process: protein phosphorylation.
UGACAAUAAGGAAGUGACACUCUAGCGUCUGUACCUGAAACAAGCUAAUGGUGAUACAACGCUUUGCUGCUGUCCUGUCCCGAGCAAAUGCAUCCUUAAUCUAGUUUUGCACUGAUUAAAACUAUUAAGCAAAUACAGAAAUAUAUGUUGCCAGUCAUAUGCCAUAUAUGUUGCAGUUGUCUGAUGUCUGUAUAAAGCUGGAACAGGUGAAUGACAGACGUAUUAGUUUUGUAGUGUUACGUUAAGAAAGAAAAGCUUCAAGCAUUUAUUCUGUGUCUGAAGUUACUAUUAUGGAUCAGUAUUCAUUAGUGAAAGUCAUUGGAAAAGGAUCUUUCGGUCGAGCUCUUUUGGUUCAGCCAAUAAGCGAAGAGCAGAAUUAUGUUAUGAAGGAAAUACGACUGCCAAAGAUUGAUUCUGGGAUAAGAAACAGCAGAAGAGAAGCCGUGCUUCUGUCCAGAAUGAAGCAUCCGAACAUUGUGGCGUUUAGAGACUCAUUUGAAGAUGAUGGUCAUCUGUAUAUUGUGAUGGAGUUCUGCAGUGGUGGAGAUCUUUUUCAAAGGAUACAGCAGCAAAAAAAUGUUCUAUUUGCUGAGGACAUGAUCCUGAAGUGGUUUGCACAGAUGUGUCUAGGCACCAAACACAUUCAUGACAAGAGAGUACUUCACAGGGAUUUAAAAGCAAAGAAUAUUUUCUUGACAGACAGUGGAACUGUGAAGGUGGGGGAUUUUGGAUCAGCUUGUUCUCUAAACAGUGCAAAAGCAUACGCUCAGACCUAUGUGGGCACUCCAUAUUAUGUGUCUCCAGAAAUAUGGGACAACAGACCUUACAAUAAUAAAAGUGACGUCUGGUCUCUGGGCUGUGUCUUGUAUGAACUUUGCACACUCCAACACCCGUUUCAGUCACGUAGCUGGAAAAGUCUGAUCCUGAAGGUGUGUCGUGGGGUGUAUACACCUUUACCCAGUCACUUCUCCUAUGAGCUGCACUACCUCAUCAAGCAUAUGUUCAAAACUAACCCUAGAGACAGACCCUCAGUACACACAAUCCUCAGCUCUCACCGUGUGUCUCGACUGCUGCAUAAACACCUGAUGCCAGAGCAUAAGGAACUGGUGCGAGAACAAACACAUCGUUGGAGGAGAGAGGAAGGAGAGAAAGUGGCCAUGUUUUUAGAACAGAAGAGUUUAGUGACCACAACUACCACUGAAGGACCUUUGCAAGUAGAGCAGUCCCCUGUGGAAAACAACAGCACUGAUGACCCAGCUUCUCGUAAGAAGUGGGUAGUCGGAACUUGUAAUACCGUGCUGGGGGUCCUAGGAAAUGCUGACAUCAUUUCCACGGGUAGCAUGGAAAAUGCAGAACGGGCUGAUCUCAUUUCAGAGGCAAAGUGUGGAGAGAUCCAGGAAAGACAAGUGAGGAAACAAUGGGACAAAGAUCCACCUGAGAGACUCCUGAGUGUUUUGGAGAAAGCACAGCUCUGCUAUGGCUUUGAGACAUACACUAUACGUAGAGAUGAGCAUGGAGACAAAGUGGACGGCCCUGAGAAGACGAUCACAGACUACAGUAGACUAGAGCCACGGUCAGAUGAUGAAGACACGGAUUUUGAAGAGGAAUAUUCAUACGACUGGAUAAAUGAACUAGAGAAAAUGGUGGAUGAGCACUAGAAAUGAAAUGUCAUCUGUCAGCACCGCUCUCCCAUUUACUGUCUGAAUCAGGCAGCACAGGAAGAGGAUGAGUCCAGCAGAUGGACGCUGACCUACUGAUCUUCACUUUCUACAAACUUCAUUAAGCUCUCUAUUUGUCAUGACUUCUGAAAUUGCAGACACAAACCAUUUAUAAAAUAAACUGUCUGGUCAGGUUUUCCUAUGGAAAAAACUGAACCUGAGCGUUCACUCGUGAAUAUGGUCUAUUGAUAGUGCUGCUCAAAGUCUACUUGUCCUGACAGAUAUAUAUAUAUAUAUAUAUAUAUAUAUAUAUAUAUGGCUCAUUCUAUAAUUACGGGUACAUUUAGAAUUUGACAAUGUGAAGAAAAAAGUUUUUCUUUUUCUCAAAAACCCAAACAUGAUCUUACAUAGCUGCUUUGAAACAAUCUAUAUUGUAUAAAUUGCUAUAUAAAUAAAGGUGAUCUGUAGGAAUAUGUGCAUAAAAUAACAUUUAUGUUUGUUGCUACUGUCCACCAUGUUACCUUUACUAGGUAACACAGUUGACAGGUAACUUAGCUGACAUUUUUGUUGUUUAGGGCCUAUACUCAACAUGGAAGCAUAGAACUACUGAGCAUAUGGUAUGUUUAGAAAUAUAUUUUCAGUAAAAAAAAAAAAAAAAAAAUUGGUUCAAUUAAAUCUAAAAUUUGAUUUGCAGUAAUAACACUUGUGUAACACUGUUGACAGUCAAUUAACUGACUCUUGACACAGGUUUGCUAGUAUAACCAAUAUUAGGGGAAGGAGAGAGAACAAAACUUCUAGUGUUUCAUCCAUACUUGUAGAGGAAAUAUCAUCAUACUGUGCAAAUUAUGUGAGAAUGGGACAAACCAUUUCUUUUUUCUUCUAGUGGGUAACUUAGUUGACAAUGGGGGUUCUAGUGGGCAACUUAGUUGACAAUGGUUUUUCGGACACAAAUAAAUCAAUUUAUAUCACAAUAAACACUUAUUAUUUUUGAAGCACACACCCAAAUGUCUUAAUAACCUAAUCUAACUGAAGGCAAAACUAUUAAAUUAAUUUAUAUUUGAGGUAAUUUUCAUGCUUAAAUGCAGAGUAGAACUUUACAAAUUCAGACAGCUGAAUACCAGGGUUGUAUGUGAUAUGAACAUCAUUUUUGAACAAAAGAAAUGGCUUUUUCAGCAUAUAGUAGUGGAAAAAAAUAAUUGUGUUUUAAAAAAUUAAGUGUCGGGGCUUUAUAUUGAUGAAAAUAUAUUAAAAAAAUAUACUUCACGGACAUGAGAUGUACCCACAAUUAUAGAACGACCCAAAUAUAUACAUAUAUAUACAUAGUAGUCAACAUUUCAAGUGGAUCAAAAAAGUUCAUAAAAUUUCUCCUAAGACAAGAACAGGUAUUGUUGUGAUUCAUGCCAAAUGUUGACUACUGUGUGUAUAUAUAUAUAUAUAUAUAUAUAUAUAUAUAUAUAUAUAUAUAUAUAUAUAUACAUAUAUACAUAUAUACAUACACUGCCCUCCAAAAGUUUGGAAACGCCCUAGAAAAGUGGGGUUUUGGACAAUAUUGGCAUGAAUCCUUUUUAAUUUGUGAUAAUUUUGCACUGAUAAGGGACAACACAAACUAUGAAAACAUAUUUUAUUACAUAAACAGUUUAUACAUAGAAAACACUUACAUUUUCGAUUCAUCAAAAUAUCCACCAUUAGCAGCUAUUACAGCUCUGCAUAAUCUGGGCCUAAAUUUAUUGUAUUCUAAACUUAAUUGGCAAUCAACUGUUGAAGCUAUUAAGGUGUGCUGACCCAAAAAUCUUUUAAAAACCUGGGCCAAGUUUAAACCAGUAACCAGGCAUCACAGCUGGCAAAGGGGCAUGUAUGACUUAAACAUGUAUUGCCAUUAUUAUGUAAUCAAAAUGAAAAUUAUUAUUGCUGGUCUUCAAUGAUAAUGUCAAGUUACUUUAAUGUAUUUGCACCAAAAAAUGAUAAGGAUUUUUGCUGAUAUCGUCCAAAACCACACUUUGCCAGGGGUGUUUCCAAACUUUUGGAGGGCAGUGUGUAUAUAUAUAUAUAUAUAUAUAUAUAUAUGUACAUUAGUCAACAUUUGCAGUGGAUCAAAACCUUUCAUCAAAGUCCUUAAACCAAAACAAUAUCGGUUCUUGUCUCACUUCAGUUGUUGACUACACUCAAAAAAAUAUUUCAGCCCUUAACUUAAUUCAAUUACGUACAAAAUUUCCAUGCAUUUAGAUUACGUAGUUUUAAUUUAAACAAAUCAAUUAAACUUAAUGUGAUUUAAAUGCAUCAGUCUUACGUAAAUGAAACAGGUAAAGUUGAUGUAAUAGUUCCCAGUGUUAAACAAACCCUGCUCAGUGUUCAUGUGUUUCCACACUACAGAGUGUUCAAGUAGCAUUGACACAGUGUUGGAGUUAAGGAGAUCAUUAUGUCAUGAUUGACCAAUAAUGAUGAACACCUGUUGUUUACAAGCAGAAUCACAGAAGGAAAGAGAAACACAAGAAUCAGCCACAGCCAAAGAUAAAAUUAACUUAAAUAAAUGAGGACAUUAAAUCUCUGAUUAAACAACUCCACAAACAACAUUACAGUUUGACUUGAUUUCUGUCAUAUAUCUAUAAAUAUUAUUAACCUCUGUUUAGAUGUUUUAUUUUUUUAUUUUUUUUUAGUUUCAACUGACCUCACCAUCAUGGCGAACAGGGUUUACUUUAGUUGGACUCUUGACUUUUGAUUUUUUUAUGUUAAUUUUUUUGGCUGUUGUAAUUAUGUGUAUGAAGCACAUUUAUUACAACAAAAUAAAAAAGCCAAAAAGAAGUCUGAUUAGGUGUUUUUGGUUAAUUUUUAUUGUUUGUUAAAUUAUUAUCAUCCAGUGGCAUGAUGCACUGAUCUCAUGCAGUGGUUAGUCUAUUAUUUUCAUAAUGUUUACAACAGGUGUAUGAAGUAUUAUGGAUGUUUAUCUUAUACACUAAAUCUUGAAAUCUACAGCAUCGGUUUGACACACACAGACAUCAAGAAUCAGCAUUUGAAUCUCAACAAUGGUGACAUUCAACAGCUGCAUGCUGGGUAGCAGCAGAGUACAAAUCUCACCCAUGACUCCCAGCAUGCAGCUGUUGAAUGUCACCAUUGUUGAGAUUCAUAUGCUGAUUCUUGAUGUCUGUGUGUCUAAGUAAUACUGCAGAUCUUAAAGUAGUAAUAGUAACAGUUCAUACAACUACUGUAAAUAUAAUGAAACUAAGAGGUAAACCACUGAACAAUAUCAGCAAAUCAGGCCACUUGACAAUGAUUACAAAAUCAAUAAUAAUUAACCAAGAACACUUAAUAAGGACCCCUUUUUUUUGCGCUAUACAAAUGUCCUCUACGAACACAAUUACAGCAACCAAAGAACAAAAAAAAACUAUACUAAGAAAGUCAAGGGUCAAGAGCCCAACUAAAGUAAACCCUGUUCGCCAUGAUGGUGAGGUCAAAUGAAACAUUUUUUAAAAUAAAACAUCUAAACCUCUGUUUAGACGUUCUCAAAUAAUAUUUGUGGAUAUACGACA